Messenger RNA from Pan troglodytes (chimpanzee), 4005 nucleotides. RefSeq names its product developing brain homeobox 1 (gene DBX1). Gene Ontology annotation, biological process: cell differentiation in spinal cord; regulation of transcription by RNA polymerase II. NCBI's taxonomy places the organism in Eukaryota, Metazoa, Chordata, Mammalia, Primates, Hominidae. The record is from RefSeq and is a predicted model, not a curated record. The transcript has 4 exons. Gene Ontology annotation, molecular function: DNA-binding transcription factor activity, RNA polymerase II-specific; DNA binding. Bases 153 to 1190 code for a protein of 345 amino acids.
GGAGGACUCGCAGACGCCCAAGUGGGAUUGUUACUUGGAGACGUUUGCUAAGCCCAAGAGAGAGGACACUGUGGGGGCGGGAGGGGCGGGAAGCGAGGCGUUUACCCUCCGGCCACUGAAAGAAGGGUUAUUUCGCCCGCCCCGCGCCUACCAUGAUGUUCCCCGGCCUCCUCGCGCCCCCCGCCGGGUACCCUAGCCUCCUGCGGCCCACGCCCACCUUGACGCUGCCCCAGUCCUUGCAGUCGGCAUUUUCCGGCCACUCCAGCUUCCUGGUGGAGGAUCUGAUCCGCAUCAGCCGACCCCCCGCCUACCUGCCCCGCAGCGUGCCCACCGCCAGCAUGUCGCCGCCCAGGCAGGGGGCCCCCACGGCCCUCACCGACACGGGGGCCUCGGACCUGGGCUCCCCGAGUCCCGGCAGCCGACGGGGCGGCUCUCCGCCGACUGCUUUCUCCCCUGCCAGCGAGACGACGUUUCUGAAGUUCGGAGUGAACGCCAUCCUCUCCUCGGGGCCCAGAACAGAAACAUCCCCAGCCUUGCUCCAGAGCGUCCCUCCCAAGACCUUCGCCUUUCCCUACUUCGAAGGGUCUUUUCAGCCUUUCAUCAGAUCUUCUUAUUUCCCAGCUUCCUCCAGCGUGGUGCCCAUCCCCGGGACCUUCUCCUGGCCGCUGGCCGCGCGCGGGAAGCCUCGGCGGGGCAUGCUGCGUCGAGCAGUCUUCUCCGACGUGCAGCGGAAGGCGCUGGAGAAGAUGUUCCAGAAGCAGAAGUACAUCAGCAAGCCCGACCGCAAGAAGCUGGCGGCCAAGCUGGGCCUGAAAGACUCGCAGGUGAAAAUCUGGUUCCAGAACCGACGCAUGAAAUGGCGGAACUCCAAGGAGCGCGAACUCCUGUCUAGCGGGGGCUGUCGCGAGCAGACCCUGCCCACCAAGCUCAAUCCGCACCCGGACCUCAGCGACGUGGGCCAGAAAGGCCCUGGGAACGAAGAGGAGGAGGAGGAGGAGGGCCCGGGCAGCCCCAGCCUCCGCCUGGCCUACCACGCGUCCCCCGACCCCCAGCACCUGCGGGACCCGCGGCUGCCAGGGCCGCUGCCCCCCUCGCCCGCGCACUCGAGCAGCCCCGGGAAACCUUCGGACUUCUCAGAUUCCGAGGAGGAAGAGGAGGGCGAGGAACAGGAGGAAAUCACCGUGUCCUAGGAGCCGCUCGCACGCCAGAGUACUAUUUUUAAGUGCUUUGAAAUCGAAGAUGUGGGGUCCAGUCUGCGCAUUCACUUUGUCCCCGUGCCCAGAUGCUGCCUCUCCCGACGGUAGAAACCAUCACCUCAUUGAGGGCGCCACCGGCCCUGCGGUAGCCCCAAAGAGACAUUUCCUUCCCAACAAAACCAACUCCAAAUAGUCCUCCCCACAUCAGUUCACUUUAAGUCUUGGUCCCAGCCUUAACUUUUCAGCAAGGGCUCCAUUCUAUUUUGUUUAUUACAAACUAUUUUAAACACAGUGGGGUGUUCUAUGGUCCCACGACGGCCUGGACCUUACUGUGAGACAGACUCUGCUGGUCGUUAGCAGCAACCACCCUAUAUGGUAGGAAACCUGUUUAUGGAGGAGGAAACCGAGUUGGGAGUGAAAACACCAAACCAUAUAACUAACUCCAGCACCGUUGACCCUCUAGAUCCCUUCCCCUCCCCUAAUAGGUAGCAAGGGGCUCCUAUUUCACUCCAGUCUCUCAUUUCCACCCCCUACCCCACUUCUGUCUUCCCAUAGAUGUUCUCUUAGAAAGCUCAAGAUUUUCAAAAAGGAAAUUAUAUAUAUAUAUAUAUAUAUAUAUAUAUAUAUAUAUAUAUAUAUUAGUGCCUUCUGAUUCAAGGCACAACAUACAUAUUGAGUCUUCUCUGUCACCUUCCAAAAGCUCUCUGGCGAAAGAAGUGAGUUCUCUAAAGGGGGAAAAAAGCAGCAGUCCCUAUUCUUGUAUGUGUGUUUUAAAGCUUUUUCUUUUUAAUGUCUGUAUCCAUAGUAUACGCACCACACACUCUACCUUGUGCCCUUUUGUUAUUCCUAGGGAGGUGUUGCUGAGCUGCAAACCUCCUGGAAUUGGGCAUGAUGUGGACAGAGAGACCUAUACAGCCUCUUUGUUUUUUUUUUUAACUGAACUUUGCUGUCUUUGCACAGCUCUUAUGAACUGUACACUAUUUUGUACACACAGGUUGUAUGGAUAUUUUAUACCAAGGUUAUUGUGAAUGACUAUAAAGGACUGACUAGAUUUCUCACUUUUUUUUUGCAAUGGCUUUUAAACUUUAAAAAGGUAGCUGUUUAAUUGCAUAACUUAUAAAGAAAUACUUAUUUUGUAUUUUUAUCAUGUACAGAUUUUUAUAUAUGUAUAUAUGUAUCAAAUGAACAAAUGCCAAAUAAAAGUAGAAUGGAUGCAAUCAAUGGUCAACUGAUGUCAUUAAUUCACAGAAUGGUAGAGCUGAAAGAAAUGGAGCUGUUCUAGCCCUGGGACUGGGUUUUACAGUAGGUAAGCUGAGGAUCAAGAGGUGCAGGCACUUAUCCAAAGCCACCCAGCUAGUAAGUAGCCAAGCUGGAACUAGAAACCAUCUGACUCUCAGGCCAGUGUCUUUUCUGCUUUCCUGUACCUUAAAGUAACCAUAUUUGCUAUGUUACAAGUAAAGGAGCUCCAGAGUGAUACCAAAAGUUGAAUCUGCAAUAAGCCGCCUCCCCUUCUCUGAGGACUGAAAUGAUGGGAUAAGAGAAAUCCAUGCAAGUCAAAGUGGCUCAAGUUUGUAAUGGUUUUUCUUUUCCUCCUUGAAGGCAUUUUUCCUGGUCCUCAGGGAAGCUUCAGAACUGGUCUUGACUCAUUCCUUCUGUGUAUGACCUAAUUUUAUCAGGAAUGCCAUCUACAGGCCUGACAUGGGAGCCCAGAUAUUGACUCUGGGGUCUGCAUAUGAAACAAAAGUUCUUUAGAGACUAGCUUUCAGCAGGAAUGAUUUCUUUAACCAGCAAGCUAGGGAAUAAAGAACAUCUGGUUAGAUCCUGGCAGGGGCUUUUGUGCCCUUUGAGAGUUUGGUCUCUGCCCCAUCAGCUACACACACCCAUGUUUCUUUGCAAUCCUAAUCCAAACUCAUGGUAGUUUGUAUUAUAUUUGAAAUGGAAUAUAUUCUAUUUUAUAUUAACCCUGUUUUCAAAUAACACAAACCACCUCCAUGCUAAGAUCCCCUGCUGGGCUUGCUCCUGAUGUUGGUGAUCACUUUUCAUUAUUGUUAUAUAUGAUGUUGUGAAGUUGAAGAAAAUAAUUGUCCUCAUUUUCAUAAUCAUAAAAUUCAAAAAACCUCCCACAUUUCCCUAUCAACAGACACAAAAGUGUUCAGCAUGGUCAGCAUUCAACCCAAGUUAGUGCUUUCCUUUCAGACAGGACUCUGAAGGAUUCAGGCUGUUUUCUAUCUCUCUGCUGUUGCCUGGAUGUCCAACAUGGGAGCCUGACUGGAAGCCUGACCUGGCCUACCUUUCCCUUUCUGCCAGCUCAAAAAUUCUUUCUUAUAGUCAAGAAUCACAUUCAGGCACAGGUGCGCAUUAGUGUCUACAUCUGGAGUCAAAGCACUCUGAAGGCAUAACCGUGUUCAUUGCAGUAUUAUUCACAAUAGCCAGGAGGUGGAAACAACCCAAAGGUCCACGAAUGGAUGGAUGAAUGGAUAAAUAAAAUGUGAUAUAUACAUACAAUGGAAUAUUAUUUGGCCUUAGAAAAGAAAGACACCCUGUCACAUGCUACAACGUGGGUGAACCUUGAAGACAUUGCAUGAAGUGAAAUAAACCAGUUACAAAAAGACAAAUUGUACAUGAUUCCACUUGUAUGAGAUAUCUAAAGUAGUCAAACUCAGAGAAACAGUAGAAUUGUGGUUCCAGGGGCUGGAGGAGGAGGGAACAGAAAGUUGUUUGUUGUUCAAUGAAUAUAGAGUUUCAGUCUUACAAGAUGAAAAAGUUCUAGAGAUUUGUUGCACAACAAUAUGAAUAUAGUCAGCACUAC